Molecule: messenger RNA, 1308 nt
Organism: Penicillium oxalicum
Lineage: Eukaryota; Fungi; Ascomycota; Eurotiomycetes; Eurotiales; Aspergillaceae
Exons: 2
Coding region: 1-1308 (435 amino acids)
Source: RefSeq, a predicted model, not a curated record
AUGCAACCCAAGCCUUUCAUCAACCGAGUGACGAGGGCAAAGCAAGCGAGUGGAAACGAGGGACUAGGUCAGCGCAGGACUCGAACCAGCUCAAAGAUUUCGGCCAGGUCUUCUUCCAGUUUCAGGAAUGUAUCGAAGACGCGCGUGAGUACCCUUUAUGACUCAGAUUCCAAAGAGGAACACUCUGAAACAUCUUCUUUCUUGGAGAGGUCCAUACCUCCAGCCAAGCCAAAAUCUAAGAGAGCAGGAUCCCUGUCGUAUCCUUCAGAGACAUCUUUGCAGUCUCAAGGCCAUGCAGCAAUCAAUAGCUGGAGUCUAGAUCUUCCCAAGACGCCUGAUGAUGCCACACAGACGCAAGAUAUCGGCUACCGACAUGAUGAAGAGGAAGAGCCUCCCCGCUCUCUCAAACGUAAACGUGCUCAAUCAUCCAGUGGCCUCAUGACGCCGUUGACUUCGACCCCGAGUACGCCCGCUGUUAAGUCAAGCUUCGAGCUAAUGACCUCCAAUUCGCCACGCAAUAUUUUUGGGUGUCAAAGACGAUUUCAAAGUCCCGCAAGCGAUGACAAAGUGACUACAUUCAACGAGCCAUGCGAGAAUUCUCGAAUGAAUAUUGAACGUCCGCUGAUCAUGAAAAAUGAAUCAAACGAGAGCCAAGAUGUUCACUUUCUCCUCGCUGAGCUCGCAGCCCUACGUACCGACCUCGAAAUCGAGAAGAAGGUGACAAAUCGCCUGAAAAAUCAAGCUAUCAAGGACAACGACGAAAUUACCUGUCUCCGGAUAGAAUUUGACGCUCUCCGCUCCCAAAUUACCGAAAAAUCUCAAAAUAACAACAUCUGCCCUCUCGAAGACGAAGUCCUCUCUCUCCGAGCAGAUCUUGAAAUUCUGCGUUGUGAAAGCAGUGCUGGAACAACCGAGGCAACUAGUCCAAGCGAGCACGAAAUGAAUGCCGGCGAUCGUGCAAAGAUUGAGGAAGUCAUUCACAUGAACGAGCUCUUACGUCGGGUCCUCCAAGGCGAGCGGAUUUAUGCCGAACAAAUGCAUACAAAGCUGCAUUCUCUGCGGAAGAAAGUGGGCCCGCUAUUGGCCAAGGUGGAUACCAUGCAGGGAAAUCUCGAUGAAAUAAAAGCCCUUUUUCUGGCUCAUGAUGCUCCGAUUGAGCUUAUUAUGGACUUUGUGAGAAUGUUCCAUGGGUGGUGGGUGGAUAGGUACAAUUCGCGGCAGGCUGGCCGGAAUGACCAGACUGGUGACAAAGGAAAGAGUAAAGCAUCGCAGGGCGGUAGGAAUUUGACACAGACAGGGAUUCGCUAG